Suillus paluster is the source of this 701-nucleotide messenger RNA. RefSeq lists its product as uncharacterized. The transcript has 2 exons. NCBI's taxonomy places the organism in Eukaryota, Fungi, Basidiomycota, Agaricomycetes, Boletales, Suillaceae. The record is from RefSeq and is a predicted model, not a curated record. The coding region runs from base 118 to 681 and encodes 187 amino acids.
UCUUCUGCGUUCAUUCCAGUGCUAUCCAGUCUUGACAACACCACUGCUGCGUUCCACGAGGGCGAUCAGUGGGCACAAAAUGUUUUAGUCACCCUUGACUUCGCUCGCACGGUGGAAAUGUUCUAUGCUCAAAAGGAGGAUGAUUAUCUGCGACCCGUCAAUUGGGUUAUAAUCAGUGACAUUGGACGCUGCCAAGUGCUGGUGGUCGUGAGCCCGUACGAAGCAAACACACUGCUACCUGAUAUCCGCAGAAGCAAUGCAGUCCACCUGUGCAUCUACACUCCUCGCACCACAAAAAAUAUGCAGGCAUGCAAUGACCUUCGACUCUACUGUGUUCCUUCGACGCCACGGUUGACACCACAAGAUCCUCUGAUUUUCCAGCUCGACCUUUUUGCAGGCCAGCUCUAUUUCUCAAAUUAUGAGAUGUAUCUCCGCGUUUGCAGCUUCUUGGGACUUAACGCGCCAGAUUUGGGGGACAAGGACUUGAUAGCUGAUAGCGAUGGAUUCAUCAGCGAGGAGAAUCGCCCUUCUGCGAGAGCAUCGUGCUCGUUCAAGCGAUCCCAGCUUCCCGCACUGAAGGAGUUGUUCGGAAUGAGAAGAAAAGGCAUGGGGUAUCUUCCAACUCACGUCGGAAAGAUGCUCAAUGGCCGCAUUCUGACUGAGGAGGAUUUUCUCGACUGAGUGCCAGGUCUCUUGAGCUU